Messenger RNA from Penicillium concentricum, 861 nucleotides. RefSeq lists its product as uncharacterized. The transcript has 5 exons. Bases 1 to 861 code for a protein of 286 amino acids. NCBI's taxonomy places the organism in Eukaryota, Fungi, Ascomycota, Eurotiomycetes, Eurotiales, Aspergillaceae. The record is from RefSeq and is a predicted model, not a curated record.
AUGAGCAACGAAACAUCAUCUCAGCCUGACUUUCUCCGACCAGUUGAACAUGAGAACAAUCCUGGCCUCACAGAGGAUACCUUCACGGACCUUCCAACCUACGAUUUCCUUUUAACAGGAAUUACCAGAGAAGGCCAUCAAAAGAACAACUCUGUUACUUUUGAUCCUGUUGGGUUACAACUGCCAUGGCCAAGUUCCUUCCCUGCCGCUCGUCAGUGCAAAUACUGGCUAGAGGCAGAAACCGAGUAUGUUGUCGAAACUCAGCGUUCUGGCAGUUGCGAAUCUACGAUCACAGAGGUCAUUGUACGAUGCUGGCCAGAAAUUCUGGCUAACCCUCAAGCCUUCUACGCACAUUCUGGAGACUGGUGCGUGAAGCUAGCGCUAGAAAUUCUGGCUGCAAAUGCUCAGGGGCCAGAUCUGAUACGAGCAUUCCUUUCUUGGAUGAACUUUACGAAAUUACAAGCCAGAGAAGGCUUCAUCUCUCUGAGGGAAUACCUUGACUAUCGUGCUGGGAAUAUUGGGCAAGAUUAUAUCUUUUCCUGCACACGAUUCAGUGAGAACAUUCAGCUUUCGAACAUCGAGCAAAAUGCCCUAGAGGACCUCAUAAAGCUUUCAACUGAUCAUAUCAUUUUUGUAAACGACUACUUCUCUUACGAAAGGGAGAUACAAGAGUCGAGACGUCACUGCUCUCCAUGCCUUAAUGCGAUCAAAUACAUUGAGGACACUUUAUCGAUCGAGACGAGCUUGGCAAAGAAUGUUGCUUUGCAUCUCCUUCAAGCCUUGGAAAGUCAAAUAUGUGAAGAGUUCGAAAAAUUGCAGGACUCGGGUGCACUGAACUUGUCGCAGGUUAGCCUCGCGUAG